This is a messenger RNA of Symbiodinium sp. CCMP2456, 2076 nucleotides long. The record is from the annotation of a GenBank genome assembly. Lineage: Eukaryota; Dinophyceae; Suessiales; Symbiodiniaceae.
AUGGCGCACUGCUCGGAGGCAGAAAGGCUCUUCGCUGUGGCUCGCGUGGAGCAGAUUUCUGUGCUCUCUGGUUGGGAUUAUCACUGUGUGUACGAUAUCCUGCUGGAGUUCAUUCGUCACGACUUGUUGGACAUGAUUUCUUUGAUGCUUCCUCGUGAGGGCGCUCUGCUGUUUGCCAUCAGGGACCUUUUGACAUCACUUAAGUGCGACGCCGGCGAGUGCAUUCUGUCCGGCCAGUUCUUGGAUCAGCAUCGGAGCACUCAGGAGCUUUUGGCGGCUAACGUCACUUUCGUUCGACGGCUGCUUGUCAAUUCCAGGGUUUUGGCUUCCUUUGCUUUGGCUUCCGGGGCUGGACGCCACGGCUUGAUUUGGCUUCAGCAGCAGUACCAGCUGGUGGACAAGGACUGGGCUUUCAGGGCCUGUCGCUUCAGCAGCGACUUCAGGUUGGUUGUGCUUUUCCUCUGCUCGCACGAUCUAGGCUCGAGCAUCGUUUUUCCCAUGGCGGCACAGCUGUGGGCAGCCCCUAGGGAGAAGGGGUUGCAAGAUCUUGCGCCUUUGCUUUUAGGCGCAGGGGUUACUUCACUGGAUGCCGUUCGCGAGCAACGCGAAGCUUUGAUUAAGGCCGGGGUGUCACCGCAGCAGCUUCAGCUUCUACAGGGCGAUGAGAGCUCUUCAUCGGUCGUACCGCAGCCCGAGCGACGCAGCGACUUGCCCGUUGUGCAUCAGAGGAAGCGAGCUAGUUUCCAGGCCUCUGUGGAGGCGGCUGCCCCGGCCAAGCGAGCUGCUACCUUGCGACGAUUGCAUGAGGAUUUUACCGCACCCUCCACUGUGGGCCCACUUAACAGCCGAAUCCGUACAUGGUGUGAGUGGAGCGCUGCGUGGGAGGUGGCGCCUUUUUUGCUCACAUUUCAGACGAUUAGCUGUUGUGCAGCGAGUAUGAAAGCUGGAGCAUACAGAAGUUGCUCGCAAUACUUCAGCGCAGCUGUGAAACACCAGGAAAGGACGCUUCGAGUGCCCGUAGACCCCAGCUUGAAAGCUCUCAUUCGUGACUGCAAAAGGAGUAUCCUCCGGGGGCUCGGACCCGACCAGUUGAAAGAUUCCUUCGAGGUCCCGAAGCUUCGGCCUUUGAUACCGUCGUCCAGCUGGGGCACGGCUCCCUGGGAUCCGAGCGAUGUGCAGUCUUGGCUUGAUGCAAUGAUCAUAAGCCUUUGGUUUAUGUUCAGAGAAGUGGAGCUAGCUGCAUUGCGCAGGGGCCACCUUUACCUGGAGGAUGGUCAGGUUGUCGUUUUGAUUGCCAGCGAGAAGAAGGUCCUCAGUGGCAAGGCAGCACGCUUCGCCUUCCCGGAUUGUGACGGUAACGAGCUGUCGAAGGCAGCUGUGGUUCGUGGCUUCAGGUUGGUUCUGCAGGAGGCCGGCAUCGCGCUGACACGGCCCGAUGAAAGCGGGCGGCCUUUGCAAAGGUUCCAUGGACACGUUUGUCGUGUCUCCGGAGCCCAGUGGCUGAUCUCUUUGAAUUUAGCCGUGCAUCUAGUGCAGAUACUCGGUCGUUGGAGCUCGGCGGCCAUUUGGAAGUACAUCCAGAACACCCCUCUGCUACAGCUCCCGGCCGCUACAGAGCAGGCUUUGCAUGCAGGGGAUUUCACGGUUGGUUCUGAGGAUGCGGCGGCAGCUGGGCUCAUUCUCGCACCGGCCAUAGAGCGGGCACAGUCUAGCCACAGCGGCCCGUCCAUGCAGGACCUGCAAUCCAUUCGUGACGAGAUGGAAGCUCUCAGGCAGGCGGCUCGCCCCAGGGGCGAGACUCUGAUUCAGUCGGUGCGGUCUCGAUUGAUUCAUCGCAUCAAAGUCGAUGAGGACAGCAACCCUCCCAAGAAGUGGAGGUCUGUUUGUGGUUGGCCGUAUGGCGUCAGCAACUUCACGCGGUUGCCAGCUUCGGAAGCACCUGAGGAUCAGCGCUGCAGGCGGUGCUGGGAGAGACGAGGUGAUUCCUCGUCGUCCAGUUCUUCAUCAUCAGCAUCAGGCAGCAGCAAUAGGUCCGCAGAUGCGGAGAGCAGCUCGGACGUGGGCGAGUAUGAUUGA